Messenger RNA from Babesia bigemina, 4458 nucleotides. RefSeq lists its product as hypothetical. The transcript has a single exon. The coding region runs from base 1 to 4458 and encodes 1485 amino acids. The record is from RefSeq and is a predicted model, not a curated record. NCBI's taxonomy places the organism in Eukaryota, Apicomplexa, Aconoidasida, Piroplasmida, Babesiidae.
AUGUUUGUCGAGUUAACAGACAAAUCGAGGGCUAUCAAACGUGGGAGUGAAGGCAAUGAUCCGUCUCAGCUCCGAAAGGAAAUUGAGCAAAUUAUGUCAGCGGUCAAGGAUAUUGGUCACGAAUUAGGCAGCCAUGUUCUAACUUUGGAUGCAUGGAUUUCAGAUGCGGAACAAAAACGUGAAGCGGCGCACAGCAAGGCACAGACUGUUUUUGUUGCUUUGGAUAACGGAACUAGGCAAGGUGGUGAUAAAAAGACGAAACUUGGCAAACAUAUUAAAAAUAUUGGAGACGCGCAAAAGACGAUCUCGGCCACAAAUGAGGCCCUAAAAACUGAGGCUGCUAAAUUAGAGCUGUGGAAAACUGAGGCAACCAAGGUUGUUCAGGAAGCAGGGCGGAAGUGUUCCGCUGUUGUUGCUGCACUAAACAAGACAGCAGAACCGAUAUUCAACACGAAGUUUCAGGAAAUUAAGCAGAAGGCGCAACAGAUUGACAGCGCACAUACCGUGGCGAAGCAGAAACUUACAGAGGUUGCUAAAAAAGCCAGCGCCGCCUACGCAAAGUUACAAAACAUUAGUAGUGAGGUUAGAGGGCAAAUUCAAGGAAAAGUGGUGGAUGCUCUACGUAGCCUCAAGGCUGCGUUGCAAAAUAAGGACCGGGAGCUUAGAACGCAGAUCGAAAAGCAGGGAAAAGGUAAAAAGUGUGUCAUAUCAGGCUUCGGAGGUGACAAGCACACAGAUAUAACCAACAUCAAAGGGGAAAACGUCAUAAAGCCAUGGCUUGAAGAUAUUGCUGUAUCACUUAAUGGACCACUCGAAGAGGCUGCUCGUUCCGGUGUGGAUGCUCUUCAGCAGCACAUUUUAAAAGAAGCCACGGUGCAGGCACUUCAAAACUCCGACACGGCAAUCCUGGUUAACGGAGCCGAAAUAAACACACAAUCUUCAGAUAUUCAAGUAGCAGUGGCAGCAAUUGAGUCUCAGCUAAACACUAUAUCCGAAAUGGUUGAACAGACGCACAAAAAUAAUGAUAUUAAAGACUAUUUGACAGAUUUAGAGAUGCUCAUUGAAACCACGAAUGAGGAAAAGUAUACGCUACAAGCACAGUAUACGCAUAAUAACAUCCAGGUUUACGGCCUCUCAAAAAUCUACAGUGGACUCUGCUAUCGACAAAAACAAUUAGAAACGCCCAUCAGCACAAUCGCUUCAUCUAUCGACGAAAUUACCAACGAACUUUCAAGACUUCGAAAUGAGCUGAAGCAUUCAACCGGUAAUGACAUAAUUUUGACUUUGCAACAGAUGGAAAGGCGCAUUGGUCAUGCAACCAACAGUCCCAACAGUCUUUCACAUCUCAAAACUGAGAUUGGAAAAUUGCAAGAAGACCAAUUGUCUAACAACGUAGACGGUAAAAUUCAAAGAGUCAUCACAGCAGCGCUAUCGACGGUGACGGCGGUCGAAGACCUACCUGUUGCAGUUGAAGCUGCAAGAAAUGUUGCAGACGGUCUAAUGGUUAACUUGGAGCAGCGCAUCAAAUCUCUGUAUGAAAAAGUAGUGGCCAUUGACCCAGUAGUGAAUAGCGCUGAACAAGUCAUGACGCAGUGUAUAUUAGAUAUUGAAGGUAGAUUAGCUCACGCUAAAGAAAAUGUUACCGAUGCCGUCAUACAACUCAGAACCAAACUACUCGAUCUCUUCAACACCGCCUUCGCCGCCCUCACCCACCAAGUCCAAUCCCUCUUCGCGAAGCAGAAGCAGGCCGAGCUCGCCGCGCUGGAGAACGUUGUCACGGAGCAGUUGCGGGAGAUUGAGAGGGUUAUUGAGGAGGAUAGGGGUAGCGGGGUGAAGGGUUUCUUGAGCAACGUAAUGGAGAGAAUUGAAGAAGAAUUUCUAGAUCCAUUACCAUCUUUGCCCAGACUUGAUAAAACCAUCACCCUCGAUAAAUUGGCCGGGAGAACAAAAUUAUUUUUACACGCACUUUUCAUGUACGUCGAGGGGCAAGUGAAAGAUUUGGUUCCAAGUGACGACCCAAAUCAGCCUUCAACUCCAACCGCAAAUAAUCAAUCUCGUCAAGUUGCCAAAAUUAGAGAUAACCUCAACACAUUACUUGGUUCACUGACUCACUUCAACAAAAUAUCAAGUAGCCGCCUUAAGCACCUUAAACAGUCACACGCCAACUUGACGCCUGCUAGGUUUGACGGUAACAAUAACCGUCUGCUUGACCUCGUUAGAGACGGGGUGGGAGGCUUCAUUUCUGAGUUGGAGUAUGCCUAUGUCAGUGCGUACUCUAAGCAACAGUGGGAGAAAGAGCAUUCAACAAAGUACGCUAAGAUAGGUUUGACGAUAAUUCCCACGCUAUAUGAGUCGUUAAUGGAGCUACAAAAUGGGCUUCUAAAAAAAGAAAAGGCAUGGGAUGCUGAACGCCUCUAUUAUUCUGACUCCGACCAGAAUCCUCUUGGUGAAUACUUCUACCAUCACGGUUACCAAGUGCCUAAAAGUGCAGAGAUCAGCGACGGUGAAUUGAAAAACAAGUCAGACUUUUGCGGCUCGGAUAUAAUCGUUCUGAUUAAUAGCGUAGAUCAUAAGUGGUUCAAUACGACGAAACCAGUCAUAUUCCGCGGUAUUACUGAGAAUGAUGACGUUACUAUCGAACAAGAGGAUGACAACGGUGUAUUACAAAAACUUCAUGACUGUCUCGUACUAUACUCUAGAGUCUGCCACCUCACGCACGUCGCAUCACCUAAGGCGCCGUGUUCCGUCUAUGAAAUGUUGUGUUGGCUUACAGGCCUCCAGUUUAAUUCUGUAUUCAAUCCACUUCUGAAUCAUGUUAAAGCACUUUUCAUGGCACCCGUUGCUCCAAACUCAUCGGAGAAAAUGCUGAAACCCAUAAACGCCUAUCCAAAAGAGUUUUCGCUCAGCGACGUUAGUUCUGCUGUAGAUCACAUCUGUUCAUAUGCGUAUGCGUUGCUAACCACCAUCCUAGGAACUGGCGACGCACUUACUGUGUACGCUUGUGAUUUUUCUAAUAACACUUUCAGAUUCAAAUACCCUGUCAGUGGUGAGGACUGUCUCGACAUGUUGCUUGAUAUAUUACGUAGACUAUUACCAACACUUCAAUUUGUAUAUCGCCAAUGUAGAUUGACUACCGAACAUUACGGCUGGUCCGACUGCAAGUACGGUAAGGAUGUCGCGUCGUCCAAACAGCCAUGCGAAAAUCAUUCAAGCGAUGAAUCAACGUGCGAACCAAAUUACCAAGCAAACUGCCAACCUACGUGCCAACCAACAUCGCCGCUGAUGAGCUAUCUGAAUGACUGUUUACCUGGGCACUUACCACACCAACUCAUUAGAAUCGGCUGCAAGUACGAGUGCUCCACAUGCCCGACCACGUCAAAAAAAGGUAUGCCGUGUCUCACUCCGCUUGGCUUUAAGGCUUUUUCCGGAUCAACAAAGAGAGGCGUAGAUAUUUCGAACGCCCUUCAAUAUUUCUUUGCUUGCGACAACAUUCGUGCAAUAUUCAGCCUGGCUCCCAGACCACCUGUUACGUUGCCCGAACAUUUCGAAUUUGCGUUGUGUUUAGUUAGGGAAUGGAAUACACCAAAAUCUGAAAUAAACGCUCUCCAAACAAAAUUCGAAACACUAAUCGAGGAUACGUCCAUGUGGUUGGUUAGUGACACAGGAGAGCUCACAAAUGCUUUCAUAAACGCCUACGGCUCUGCACCCAGCACGAGGCCACGAGUACACACAAAUACAGAACACUCUGAUGUCGCUAGUCUGUGUCUAGGUAACAACACAAAGCCAUGUGCCAAUCAGUCAUGUGCUCCCUACCUUUUAUCUCUUUGCACUGACUCCUACAUGUACCUUGCCCACAAACAUUCCGAUACCUACUUAUCGUGGGCAGUUUAUCUGCCAUGGACAUUUUGGAACUAUCUUUACAAUUUGUAUCAGGCUUUCUGCAAUAUUGCCUGUCGGGAUUGGGGAUGCCGAUCAUGUUUACAGAACGACAAGUGCAGACGCGGACAGCAUGGUCAUAGCUACAAAGAAGAGGGGAAACCUGAGCAAACACAUUGUCAAUGCCAAUCCAUAGUAACCUGUAAGGGCGUGUCACCAACGUUCUAUGGUUAUGGAUUUACGUUCGGUAAUGCAUGGGAGUUGAACCGUAGAAAGUUUGAAAUCAAAUGUUCAAAGUUCUGCGCACAGUUGCAUAAAGUCUUAAAGUCUGAUCACUUCUGUAAUUUAUUUACACAGUGCGACGAAUUCCUCUUCAAGAUCCGCGCACCAUUCAUAUGGCUGAAUGUAUCCCUCUGGCUCCUCUCUUUAUUGUACCUCCUCCACAUCAUGGUCGUCCGCCUCGACCUGCUCCACAUCAAAUCGCAUUUGCAUAGUCCCUCAUCACAUCGCAUAGCUGCUCAAUCACUACUUGCUGCCGCACGUGUUAACAAGCUUAACAGAGUGUUUUAUCUGCAACCAUAA